Molecule: messenger RNA, 1245 nt
Organism: Melampsora larici-populina 98AG31
Lineage: Eukaryota; Fungi; Basidiomycota; Pucciniomycetes; Pucciniales; Melampsoraceae
Exons: 2
Coding region: 1-1245 (414 amino acids)
Source: RefSeq, a predicted model, not a curated record
AUGGAGAACAUCACAACAGAUCAGCCAAUAGCCAAACCGAUCAUUGCUCGUUUGCCUUUCGAAAUCCUCUCACAUAUCUUAGAGUCGUUCGCUUCCGAAUUGAACACCUGUUCGCAUAUAUCAGACCUAGCUUAUCCUAAUGCUCAUUUUGAAAAAAAGUCAAUAUCUCAACUCAACAAUUUACGAUUAGUUUGUAAAGAGUGGGCAGAAUUUCUAAUACCGAUUUGUUUUCGGAAUCUUGUCUUACGGGAUGAGAUUGAUGCGCAAUCUAUCAUUGAUAAUUGGUCAUACUCAGUUUACGCUCCAAUUCUUGCUUGCUCGGUCAGAUCUCUUCAUGUCGAGUUAAUUUAUCCGAAGCCGGAAGAAACCUCAAAUAGCGAAGAUGGGAUACUGGACUUCACCGUUGUAUCGAUGGAGCAGGUGACACAAUUGAUCGACUUACUUGGUCAAGAUAUAUUUGAGUUGGAUUUAAAUUUUACAUAUCUCUCUGGGGUUUCUCAAUCGUUAUUAACAUCUAUCAGUCACAUCAAAGGUUUAAAGAAAUUAAGCAUCAAACAAAAAUCUCAAACAUUUUCACCUGAAAGUUGUAAUAUCAGAUCACUUUCUAAUUUAUUACUUGCUUGUCCAAAUCUCGAACAUUUAACCAUGGAUUUUAGAAAUCCGAUUCCAUUAUGUUUAAAACCUCAAGCCUUACCAAAUUUGAAAUACUUUUAUUUUUCUAUUACAAAAGAAAAUAUUCAAUGUAUGGCCAAUAUAUGUGAAACAACUAAAAAAACUUUAAAAGUGAUUGCUUAUUUACUUCUUACUGAACCUGACGAAGGAGCCGAGGUGAUCUUUGAACCGAUCCAGGACAGACUUGAAGGUAUAUUUGCUAUCAACCCAGGAAGCCGUCGUCCACAAGAAGUUUUCUAUAUAGAUUUGCCUCGACUUUGUGUUUUUCAGACCUUACGGAUCCCAUCUCAGUUAUGGCGUAAUGUUCGGACCUUGAUCGUGGACCUUGAUGUUACAAUAAGGCAAUGGGAAAAACAAAAGAAAAAGAUUGGAGCUAAGAAUUGGACAUCAUCACCUAAGUUGAAACAUCUCAUCUUCAUUCGUAGUGAUCCGAAGUCGAAAACCACCUUGAACGAGGAACUUGUCAAUGGCUUCAAGUUACAUGGGGUGAAUUGUCAUAUCACAGAUAAAUUCAAACCUGACGAGUUGAUGGUCAGUAUUUACAGAUUGCAUUUAAAUGGAUUCAAUAUUUGA